Molecule: messenger RNA, 687 nt
Organism: Didymodactylos carnosus
Lineage: Eukaryota; Metazoa; Rotifera; Eurotatoria; Philodinida; Philodinidae
Source: the annotation of a GenBank genome assembly
AUGGAUGAUUUUAACAUACAAAAAGAGUAUCACGCUCGUGCUACCCAAUAUAUUCGUCAAGCACUUGAAAAUGAUGAAAAAUCAGAAAAUCAUGAAUUAGCAAUUUUAUUAUACAAACAAGGUAUAAAAGAAUUGGAAAAAGCUGGCAGUCUUAUAAUUGAUUCAAAAGAUGAACGUGCUAUUGAUCUUAAAAAUAAGAUGAACAAGAACCUUGAGAUGGCACGUGAACGAGUUGAAAAACUACAAACAACUCUUCAACUGGACAAAAAUGAUCGCAUGUUGAAAAAUGCUUCGGGUGGACGAACCGGUGCUACAAAGAUUCAGUUACCAUCUAAAAAUUUUGUUACACCUCCUCGGACAGAAAAAAAAGCAGUUCCAUCAACAAGACCACGUACUGCAUCCGAUAAUGAUGCCGCGAAAGCCGCAGCUGUUUCACAAAAACGUCCACUAUUAAAAUUACCUAAUGUCGAACCUAAAUUGAUUACCUAUAUCCUUGACGAAGUGGUGGAAGACAAGCCGAAUGUCAAAUUUACUGAUAUCGCUGGUCAAGAGCGUGCGAAACGCGCCUUAGAAGAAGCCGUUAUUCUUCCUGUAUUGAGACCUGAGCUUUUUACUGGUCUUCGAACACCUGUUCGUGGAAUACUAUUAUUUGGACCACCGGGAAAUGGAAAAACAAUGCUUGUAUGA